Beta vulgaris subsp. vulgaris (sugar beet) is the source of this 378-nucleotide messenger RNA. Lineage: Eukaryota; Viridiplantae; Streptophyta; Magnoliopsida; Caryophyllales; Amaranthaceae. The record is from the annotation of a RefSeq genome assembly.
AUGCCUACAAUAAAUCAAUUGAUUCGUCAUGGUAGAGAAGAAAAACGGCGCACGGACCGUACUCGAGCUUCGGAUCAAUGUCCCCAGAAGCAAGGAGUACGCCCGCGUGUUUCAACGAGAACACCGAAAAAACCUAAUUCAGCUCUACGUAAGAUAGCCAAAGUACGGUUGAGCAAUCGACAUGAUAUAUUUGCUCACAUUCCGGGCGAAGGUCAUAAUUUGCAGGAACAUUCUAUGGUCUUAAUAAGAGGAGGUAGAGUGAAAGAUUCGCCAGGUGUGAAAUCCCAUUGUAUUCGAGGAGUCAAGGAUUUGCUGGGAAUUCCGGAUCGAAGAAGAGGCAGAUCAAAAUAUGGUGCAGAAAAACCCAAAUCGAUAUGA